AUGCCCGCCCCGUCGCACGCUCCACAAGGCCCGUCCCGAGGCGCGGGCCGGCCCCGCAGCCUCCGGGUGCUAUCGCUCGACGGCGGCGGCGUCAAGGGCUAUUCGACCCUGCUCAUUCUCAAGCGCAUCUUUGAAUCCUUGACACCCGAAGACGGAAAAGGCCCAGAGCCGAAGCCGUGCGAUGUCUUUGAUCUCAUCGUCGGCACGUCGACGGGGGGCCUCAUCGCAAUCAUGCUCGGCCGCCUCCACAUGUCCAUCGACGAGUGCCUGAGCGAGUACGAAAAGACGAGCGCUGUCGUGUUUGGCAAUCCCAUCGCCCAGAACCCCAUCGGGAAGCUGUUCAAGAAAGUCGCUACCGGCUCGUUCUAUGACGUGACACUGCUGGAAGGCGCCAUUCGGGAUCUGCUUGUCCAGCGCGGCAAAUCGGCCGAUGAGUUGUUUUGGGAGAAGGAUCCUCAGUGUAGAGUCAUGGUCUGUGUGACGAGGAGCAUCACCAGUAAGGUGGACGUGAUCCGGAACUACACAUCCAGGCACCCGACGCAGCAAAACUACAAGUGCGCCAUCUGGGAGGCCGCCGCCGCCACCGCCGCAGCGCCCAUGUUCUUCCGCUCCGUCACGCUCAAGACGGGCGAGGAAUGGGUCGACGGCGCCAUGCGCAGGAACAACCCGAUCAACGAGGCCAUGAACGAAGUCAACCGCGAGAGCGAACGCGGCUGGGAGGGCCGCGCCAUCGGCUGCACCCUGAGCAUCGGCACCGGCGUCGCGCAGGUCCGCGAGGUGUCCAACUCGGCGAGCGCCCUCGUCAAGAGCGUCGUCAAGAUCAUGACCGACUCGGAGGACGUCGCCGACGCCUUCCUCAGCAGCUCCUUUGGGCAGCAGCUCGAGCGCAGCCACCGCUACUUUCGCUUCAACGUGCCGCAGGGCCUGCAGGCCGCUCAAAGCUCGACGAGUGGAAGGAGACGAAGAGGAUGA
Molecule: messenger RNA, 972 nt
Organism: Verticillium alfalfae VaMs.102
Lineage: Eukaryota; Fungi; Ascomycota; Sordariomycetes; Glomerellales; Plectosphaerellaceae
Product: phospholipase
Exons: 2
Coding region: 1-972 (323 amino acids)
Biological process (GO): arachidonate metabolic process
Cellular component (GO): membrane
Source: RefSeq, a predicted model, not a curated record